AUGAGUGGAUGGUGGGGCGUAGGAGCUCAGUCUUCAAUUGAUUCAGCCGUUUCUUUGUCUAAUCAACAAAAGAAACAAAAUAUCACCUCUCCGAACGGCAUUCGUGGAUCUAAAUCUAACUUGCAAUCUGGUGAUGUAGAAAUUAAUGAAUUAAAAAUUAAUUCCAUUGAAGAUUUGAGUACAUUUAUUCAACAAUUUGCUGCUAGUAUUCAUAAUAUGGAAAGAAAUGUAAAGCACUUGUUGAGAAAUUACGAAUCAUCUAAUGGUAAGAAUGGUAAAUCCGCUCUUGAUACUCUGAAUAAUAAUAAGGAUUCCGAGAGGUUGAGAUCCAAAAUUAAAGUUUCAAAGGAUAAAAUUCAAAAGAGUAGAGAUGCCAUUCAAAAGGGCUUACUUCGUUUCUCUAAAAAGAAGAUGGAAUCAUCAUCCGGUUAUGAUUUAGGUAGUGAUACUGAUUCUGUUGCUGGUGGUUUGGAUUCCUCAAUUGGAGGCGUUUCAUCAGCACAAAAAGUACAAUUUAACAAGUUACAAUCUCAGUUUAAGGAAUUAUGUAAACAAUAUGAAAAAUGUAUUCAAGACUAUCGUGAUAGUGAAAAGAGUAUGAAGAGAUCUCAAUUGUUUAAAUAUGGUGAUGAUGAUUUAGAUGCCAUGUUUUCCAAUAAGAAUGGAGAUAAAUCAUCAGCCAAGAAUGGUUCUUCCAACAGAACUAAAUCUUCCAGUGCUUCCCGUAAUAAUGGUGACGAAGAAGAAGAUGAUGAUCUUGGACAGCAAGCUCAAGCCCUCGAACAAAACAAAUUCGUCCUUAGUAGUGCCGAUCAAGGAACAUUGGACGUUGAGAAACAAAUCGCCCUCGAAACUAAUAGAGAAUUGAAAGACUUGGAAACUAACUAUUACGAAUUGCAUCAAUGCUUUGUUGAUUUGAAUGAAAUGGUAAAGGAACAAGGAGAAGGAAUUGAAGUUAUCCAACAAAAUGUACAACUAGCUAACGAAUAUGUAGAACAAGGUGUGGAAAAUAUUAAGGUCGCCAAGAGUUUUACUGGUAUGGGCUUAUUACAAAACAUCUUUUCUCCUGGUAAUAUCAUUAAGAAUCUUAUUAAGUAA
Messenger RNA from Naegleria gruberi, 1098 nucleotides. Its product is annotated as syntaxin. Gene Ontology annotation, biological process: vesicle-mediated transport; intracellular protein transport; vesicle fusion. Lineage: Eukaryota; Heterolobosea; Eutetramitea; Acrasida; Naegleriidae. The coding region runs from base 1 to 1098 and encodes 365 amino acids. Gene Ontology annotation, molecular function: SNAP receptor activity; SNARE binding. The record is from RefSeq and is a predicted model, not a curated record. The transcript has a single exon. Gene Ontology annotation, cellular component: endomembrane system; membrane; SNARE complex.